GGCUGUGUGGACAGGAUUUAGGUCAGCGUUUCCAAUCCGCAUUUCUUCUCCACGGUGUUAUCCCUUUAUUUUCUAUAUAAUAGUGCUUGCCAGCACAACAACCAUAAAUGAUAUAUUUCAAGCGCUGUACUCUUAGUUUGGGAGCUCCAAUACGCUCAUUUUGUAGAUGGAGAAACUACUCUGACUCCUAGCUCUGGGUCCAGCCACCGCUCCGGGCUAGAGACGGCCAUCCGCCGAAGGGGCGGGCCCGGGGCGCAGGGCCCAGCGCCUGCUCCAUCUCCUCCUCAUUACUGGUCCCGGCCGCGACAGUGCCAGGAAUCUCUCGCGCCUCCUCCCUGCAGCACCGGGUCUGGGGCUUAGUGGUCCGGGUCCGGCCUGUGGCUGCGAGGGCCUGGAGGCAUCGUCCAGCCCAACUCCGCUGUACACCUGGGUGCGUCCGACCCAGCAGUAGCAGUGCGGCCCGCGGUGACCCAGCCCGAGGCAGGGCCAGGGCUAGACGCAGGUCUCCUGACUCCCAGCUUGGGGUUUUGGUCGCUGUCUCCUGGUUGGCGUCCCGCGUCUUCGUGAUAAGUUGAGAUGGUCGAGCAUCUGGCCCUACCGUUCCCAGGCCCUAUCCCUGUAUCUCCAGCGCAGGGGGUGGGUACGGAAGAACUCGCGCCUGCGCAGAGCCUUCCGGCGACGGGGCUUCACCACGGAACACGCCCCCUUUGCUGCGGUGACGCGUCACGGGUUGCCAUGGAGACUGCGCUGUUUAUCUCUCCGUUCUGCAGGAGCCCCGAGCUCCAGUUGGAAGGAGACUCCCAUCCUGGGCUUGUGUAGAUGUUCUUUGUGGCGCUGAGGACUUUGGAAGCCUCAAAUGGCCAAACUACUGCAACCUCCACCCAAGUUCCUGCCCUCGGAGUGGCACAUCGCUAACAAGAGCCAGUACCACAGAGCAGAGGCCCAAAGGUCUCGGUCUGAGCGCCUGGUGGCAGAAAGCCAGAGGCUUGUGGAUGAAAUUGAAAAGACCACAAGAAAAUCUCAAAGUGAUGUGAACAAGAAACUAGAACAGAGACUUGAGGAAGUCAGGUUCUGGAAGAAGGAGUUAGAUGACAAACUUGAGCAGCUUGUGUAUGCAACCGAAGAUCUGCUCAUAUAUCAGACCAGACUGGAGAAAGACCUGGAGAGCCUGAAAGAGCCCUUGCACAUCACUCAGACGUGCCUGGAAUACAGGGAGAAGCGAGUUGGCAUUGACUUGGUGCAUGAUGAAGUGGAGCAGGAGCUGAUAAAGGAGGCUGAGAUCAUCCGGGGGGUGAUGGCCCUGCUGACCCGCACCUUGGAGGAGACGUCCGAGCAGAUCAGGGUCUCCCGAGAACUCGUAGGUGCCGCCUGGGCAUUCCAGAGGGAGAAACCUGUGCCUUCUCCCUUCAGGCUGAACCGCUCUGCCAAGUACAAUCUUGAAAAGGAUUUGAGGGACAAGUUUGCGGCUCUGACCAUCGAUGAUAUCUGCUUCUCACUCAACAACAACUCGCCGAACAUCAGAUAUGCUGAGAACGUCGUGAGGAUUGAACCAAACUCUGUGAGUCUGGAAGACUGGCUGGACUUCUCCAACACCAAUGUGGAGAAGGCUGACAAGCAGAGGAACAACUCCCUGAUGCUGAAGGCCCUGGUGGACCGAGUCCUGUCCCAGACGGCCAGUGACCUGCGCAAGCAAUGUGAUGUGGUGGACACUGCGUUCAGGAAUGGGCUGAAGGAGACCAAGGAUGCCAGGGACAAGCUGGCUGAUCAUCUGGCCAAGGUCAUGGAAGAAAUUGCUUCCCAGGAGAAAAAUGUUACAGUUCUUGAGAAAGCCAUCCUUGACCAAGAAGGGCCUGCCAAGGUGGCUCAUACACGCCUGGAGACCAGGACACGUCGGCCUAACGUGGAGCUGUGUCGCGAUGUUGCGCAGUAUCGGCUGAUGAAGGAGGUUCAGGAGAUCACCCACAACGUGGCAAGAUUAAAGGAAACAUUAGCCCAAGCUCAGGUCGAGCUGAAAGGGCUGAAUCGCAGACAACUCGCCCUGCAGGAGGAGAUCCAGGUCAAAGAGAACACCAUCUACAUCGACGAAGUGCUGUGUAUGCACCUGCGGAGGUCCAUCCCACCGCGGGACGGGGAUGACCACGGGGAGUGGGCUGGGGGCCUCCGUCCGGAUGCUGUCUGCUAAAUGUAUGGAGAGCUCAGAUUCUCAUUAAAUCGCGUCGUGA
Messenger RNA from Diceros bicornis minor, 2222 nucleotides. It is a transcript of the gene TEKT1, whose product is annotated as tektin 1. Gene Ontology annotation, cellular component: microtubule cytoskeleton; nucleus. Gene Ontology annotation, biological process: cilium assembly; cilium movement involved in cell motility. The record is from RefSeq and is a predicted model, not a curated record. The transcript is spliced from 8 exons. Bases 857 to 2182 code for a protein of 441 amino acids. NCBI's taxonomy places the organism in Eukaryota, Metazoa, Chordata, Mammalia, Perissodactyla, Rhinocerotidae.